GGAAAAAACUGCCAACCUGGCAGCCCUGACUCCAUGGCACAGACACAGGAGCUGUUAGGUAUUAUUAGCGCGACGCCAAGGGAGGUUGAUCGACGUGCCUGUAUGACGUAAAAUGUACGCGACUGAGAGACUGGCGGAAAGGGGCCAUGGAGCCUGCGCAGGAGGGACGGAGAGGUCAUUUACCAAAGCCCUUCACACCUCAGCAAGCAAGAGAUCUCAUACUAAAUCUCACCCAGCCCGUUGUCUUCCACCAUAUGGUGUCUGAUUGGCCGGCCUCAGCUUGGAAUGUCGGCUACCUGUCAUCUGUACUGAGUGAGAACCCACUGUGCUUCAGGAUUGGGAAGAAGGCUUUAGAUACAGAACCCCAGUUUGAGACCCGUUGCAGUUACAUCAGUGGGACCCUGGGGCAGUUCCAGGAGUGGGUCCGGGGCACCUCUGCGCACCUUUGGGGCUCAUUCUCUGCCUACGAUCCAUCAGAAUACUGGGCCUACGCCGACUACAAAUACCUGGCGGUGGUGUUUAAAGAUCGAGCAGAGAUGCUGCAGGACGUGGUGUGGGCGGAUUUCGGGUUUCCUGGAAGAGAUGGAAAGGAAAGUUCCCUCUGGGUCGGAAGCUCGGGCGCCAAUACCCCCUGCCAUGUAGAUUCCUAUGGCUGCAACCUUGUGCUACAGGUACAAGGCAGGAAAACGUGGCACCUUUACCCCCCGGGGGACACCCCGCACAUGUACCCCACCAGGAUACCCUACGAGGAGUCCAGUAUUUUCAGCAAAGUCAAUGUUGUAAACCCAGACCGGAGCCGCUUCCCUUUAUUCUCCAGAACCAGCCCCCAUGUGGUCACUUUGCACCCAGGACAGGUUCUGUUGGUGCCGCGGCACUGGUGGCAUUACGUUCAGUCCGUCGAUGACAUGACAGUCAGCAUUAAUUCCUGGAUAGAGCUGGAUUCCGAUCAUGAAUCUCGUGUGCAGGAGGCUGUCACACGAACGCUUGUGUGUCUCUUCAAAUCUGCUGAUCCCUGCAGCCCCCCCGACUGGCUCAAUCCCACUGAGGACGAGGUCCCCACCCAUCAGACCAACCUGCGGGACCUGAGCAGAGCAGUUGGCGCUUACACAGAAUAUCAGAGGGAGAAACAGUGGAGCAGAGACAGCCGCACGGGGAACUCGGGGCCCAAGAGGAGACGGACAGAGGGAGAAGUAGAAGCUGCAGGAGACAAGCCCCUCCCCAGCGCCCCAUUUGGGCCCCAUCUCAGCCCAGUUGCACCGACCCCCCCAGAGCCCAAUGUAGGAAGGGCAGAGUAUUGCUCAGCAGACGCGCAGCAGAACGUCACUAUAGAGACACUGCCCAAAGCAUGUGACUCCCAUGCUCGACAAUUGGGCUCAGACAGAACCAUAUCAAGUGAGGAGGUUCUGGACUGCUUGGUGGAUCCACAAGUCAUUCGGCUGGUAACUGAGCUCUUGCUGCAAAGGCUCAGCCCUUAAUGCCCCUUAUACAGUCUGGGUUUAUAGAUGAUUGUUUGCAGCAGCACCAGAACCAGCAGUACCAUGAGCCCACGGCCCAACCCAACAGCGCAGCCACCAGAUCAACCCACUACUUGCCCUGUGCUGCCUUCAACAGUGGCUGCAACUGGAUCCACUGAUCAGAAUGUGAAAAUCCAGUAAUUGGGCCAAGGUGACUCGAGCUCUAGUGCUGUUGUGCUGCUCGCCUGGUUCUGCUGCUUCCUGGUACUGACACUUAUAUUCAGGGUGUGACAGACUGAUCCACACUGGUACUGAAUCGACCCAGUCAGCCAGGGAGCCACAGGUACAGUAUUUUCUAAUAAAAAUAUCAAGUUUUCUACAAA
Xenopus tropicalis (tropical clawed frog) is the source of this 1837-nucleotide messenger RNA. RefSeq names its product HSPB (heat shock 27kDa) associated protein 1 (gene hspbap1). Gene Ontology annotation, molecular function: metal ion binding. The record is from RefSeq and is a predicted model, not a curated record. Gene Ontology annotation, cellular component: cytoplasm. The transcript has 8 exons. Lineage: Eukaryota; Metazoa; Chordata; Amphibia; Anura; Pipidae. The coding region runs from base 147 to 1475 and encodes 442 amino acids.